Messenger RNA from Monoraphidium neglectum, 2163 nucleotides. Its product is annotated as Kinesin-like protein KIF11. The transcript has 6 exons. Bases 1 to 2163 code for a protein of 720 amino acids. The record is from RefSeq and is a predicted model, not a curated record. Gene Ontology annotation, biological process: microtubule-based movement. Lineage: Eukaryota; Viridiplantae; Chlorophyta; Chlorophyceae; Sphaeropleales; Selenastraceae. Gene Ontology annotation, molecular function: microtubule motor activity; microtubule binding; ATP binding.
AUGGCCAUCGGCACCCUGAAUCUGGUGGACCUGGCGGGCAGCGAGCGCAUUGAGAAGAGUGGUAGUGCGGACAGCAAGGCGCCGACACGUGAGGCGCUCAACAUCAACAAGUCUCUGCUGUGCCUGGGCAACGUGGUGCACGCACUGGCCCAGAGGGCAGAGGGCCGCAAAGUGCACAUCCCCUACAGAGACUCCAAGCUGACGCGGCUGCUGGAGGAUGCCCUGGGCGGCAACACGCGCACGGCUAUUGUGGCAUGCGCGACGCCCCUGCCUGGCUUUCACCUCGAGCAGACACGAGUGACGCUGGAGUUUGCAGCCCGCGCGGCGCACAUCGUCUGCUCGCCACAACGCAACAUGGUGGCGUUGGAGGCGCCGGCAGACUCGAUGCAGCAGGUAAUGGCGAUGCACGGGGAGCUGGAGCGCCUGCGGCAAGCUCUGACUGUACAAACCGCUGAGUGUGAGGCGCUCAAGGCCCAGCUGUCCGUGGACAUAGGCUCCAUGGGAAUGCUCAACCGGCUGCAUGCACGGCUGACAUUCAAGCGCAGCAGCGGCAGUGGCAGCGGCAGCUGCAGCGGCAUGUAUGACGCAGCAGCUCCAAGAACGGCUUUUGCUGCAGAGCGGACAACUUCAGAGGGUGGUGGCGAGGCGCUCAACAGUGGUUGCAGCGGCACGGACAGCGUCGGGUCAACCUUUGUUUUGCGGCAAGUGCAGCCUGGCAGCCGUGGCAACGGAUCCAGUAUUCCCUUGACCACACACACUCAACAAGACGAUGCCAUUAAGGUGCACACGGGGGCGCCCGUUGCCGGCCGGGUCGGCCUGGCCAACCAGGUGGGCCACGUGUGGCGGCGUUUCACAACACCAGGCAGCAUGCCUGAGCUCGACGUCAUCGACGAGGAUGAUGGAGAGGGUGCGUCGCUGGUGAGGAAGCGGCAUUGCAGGGCAUCCAAGAGUGAAGGCGGAGUAGGGCUGUUGUCCAGCGCUGGCGCACAGGCGGCGCUGCAGGUGGCGAAAAGCGCGUCACUGCUUGAACACAUCAUCCGGCAGCUAGUGCGGCUAGUUCAGCAGAAGAGGGGCGAGGUACAGCAGCAGAAGCAGCAGGAAGCCGGGUUGAGGGCGCAGGUAGCGGCAGCACAUUUGCAGCUGAAUGCACAGGAGGCAAGGCAUCAGUUGAUGGUAAAGGGUGUCGCAAGGCUGGUGGCCGCCAGGCAAGAGGAGUUUGGGCAGUGGAGCAGCAGCUUAAAGGGUCUUGAGGUGGGUCUGCUGGAGGCGCAGAGCGAGUCGCAGGCAUAUCGCGACCAUGCGCUGGCGCUGCACGACCAGCUGACAGAGGCCAAGGAACGGUGUCAGGAGCAGGUGGAGCAGCUGUGUGCCACAAGCCAGGCGUCACUGCAGGCAGUCGAGGCCCUGCAGGGUGUGCAGGCAACGGGCUCUUUGACAGCAUGCCUAGAGGUGCUGACGGGCAUACGCCAAAUGCUUCAAGGGACUCUCCAGCUGUCCUGCAGCAACACCACCUGCCCUUCUGGCAAAGACUGCAGUCUGGAUUGGCCGGAGCAGCAGCAGCAGGAGCAGCAGCAGCACGAGCAGCAGGAGCAGCAGCAGCAGCAGCAGCAGCAGCAGCAGCAGCAGCAAGCGGCAAUCCUGGCGCAGCAGCUCUUUCGUCUCGAGGCAAUUCUGGCGGAGCACCAGAGCCUGCACAGCGGAGAGCUGACAACAGAGGAGGUGACUGACCUGCAGGCGCUGGUCAGUGAGCAGGACAGCCAGCUGCAAGCAAGCAGCAACACCAUCGCCGCUUUGCGCACCAAAGUGGCCAACGUGCGCACGCGGGCAGCAGAUCUACAGGCAAGGCUGGCGAGGCACCUGGGCAGCGGCCAGGACAGGCGCAACAAGCUGCAGGUGCUGGCCAACAUGCCCCUGCAGGAGCUGCAUUACCAGAUCUUGAGCAGCUGGGCGACGCUAUCUGUGCCUCACGGCCUGCGUGCGGCUGUGGUGCUGCACCCAUCGUGGCAUGUGCAUACGCAAUGUACCGCCCAUGUGGGCCUGAUGGCGGGCCUGCGUGAUCUGUACGAGGCCAACCCGCCGUUGCGGGACCGUGCCGUGGAUCUGCUCCAGAAGGAGGAGAGCCACUUGGUCAUAGCUGGCAUUUCAGGCCUGUCUGACUGGUGA